GUCUUACUUUACUUCCUCUGCCUUGUCAGUUUGACUGUGAAUCACUUGGAUUCUCCUCACCGAAAAGCAUAUGAAGUGCAGGAGGAGGACAACGUUACAUCAAUAUCAAGCGUCUGGACCCUCUAACCAGGAUAAACAGAGCUCAAGAGCACCGUCUCCUGGCAGGAAACAUCUAGGGAUUCUAGUGGAUUACAUUGUAUCAACUUCAUGUAAUCCCUCCCUUUAUUUAAGGAGCUCAGACAUUUUUUGUGUAUCUUUUUUGUACUUCUUCACAGCUCUAACUAUGAAAAGCAUGUCAACAAAAAUGACUUUAUAGCCACUGACUACAACAGAGGAAAAGCAACAAAGCAUGGAGGCUGCAAGAUCUGCUCAUGCAGGGACUCCCCCCGCUAUACCCCUAUUCCCCACCUCCCCUACUUCCUCCUCUCCAGGCUACUUGCAGUUCUUCUGGGAGUACCAGGACAAUUCUGUCCUUGUGGAGCAUUACAACUACACCGGUAAGCUGCAGAAAGAUCGCUACCGCGAAGGACUCAAACCUGAGGGCAUUGCGUUCCUGGUGGUGUGUCUCCUCAUUGUCCUGGAGAACGCUGUGGUUCUUAUCGCUAUUUGGAGAAACAAGAAGUUCCACCUGCCCAUGUAUUACUUGCUGGGAAACCUGACCCUAUCUGAUCUUCUGGCUGGGAUUACAUAUAUGGCCAACAUCAUCAUGUCCGGAGCUAAUACUUUAAAACUGACGCCGUUGCUAUGGUUCCUCAGGGAGGGAGGGGUCUUCAUCACUCUCGCUGCCUCUAUUAUUAGUCUGCUUGCCAUUGCAAUUGAACGCCAUGUUACCAUGGUGACUAUGAGGCCAUACCAUGGGGCAAAGCGGGGACGGAUGUUGGCAUUGAUUGGUGCAAGUUGGGCCCUGGCAGGGUUUUUGGGGGUCCUCCCAAUUUUGGGGUGGAAUUGCAUCAAGAGACUGGACCUGUGCUCAACAGUUCUCCCGCUUUAUGCCAAGAGCUACAUCCUCUGCUGCGUGUCUGUGUUUAGUGCUGUGCUCCUGGCCAUUGUGGUCCUUUACGCCAGAGUUUUUCGCAUUGUCCGCACCAACACACAGCGGCAGCGGCUGGGCCUGUCAGGUAGCAUGAGGAAAGGCUUAGCUAGGAAGUCGCAGAAGUACAUUGCCCUCCUCAAGACAGUCACCAUUGUGCUAGGCGUCUUCAUUGUCUGUUGGCUACCCCUCUUUGUCCUCCUCCUCCUGGAUUUUUUCUGCCCCACUCGCAGUUGUCGCCUGCUCUACAAGGCUGAUUAUUUCCUGGGAGUAGCUAUGGUCAACUCGCUCCUCAACCCCAUCAUUUAUACUCUGACCAGUAAGGACAUGAGGAGAGCUAUUCUGAGGCUGCUCUGUCGGCCGUGUCUGAUGACCAGAGAUGGCCAGGUGAAGAAGAUUGGGAUGCCAUUCCUGGAGUGCAGUUUCAGUAAAACUGAGGUGGCAUCCCAGAAGUUAGAGGGGGGACCGGAGACGACCAUUUCCUCUGGGAACAUUAUCACCACCCCAUCACCUAUUAAGGCCCUUUACCCCAAACUCUUCAAGACAUAAGGACUUAGACUGACUAAAAGAGUCCAUAAGUGUUUGAUUGGGCUUCGCACUAAACAGAGGACAUCUCCUCCAGAAAAAAAGUUCUGGUUACUCCAAUUUGGAGCAUAGCCAGGAACAAAGGACGUAUGAAAUAUUGAAGGCGUAAGAGAAUCACAUUUAGAUAAAUUACCAUGAUAAUUUAGAAGUAAUGCUGAACUUCAUUGUGAGAUUAUUACAAAACAAAAUGCUAUGAGGAUGCCACUCAAAUGUGAACAAGCAAACAUACUUUUUACGAGUAGACGCAACAAAUGAGUCUCCUUAACUAAUUUGCACUGAAAAAUCCUUCUGAAAACCCAAAGACUCAUGACUGAAAAAAUUUAAAUGUAACAUUUUCUGGGUUAAUGGUGUGGUUGGCUUUACCCUUUUUUGCAGUUUCUAAUUGAAGGGCCUUGAAUACAGCACUAACAGGUCUUAUACAUGUGUAGGGUAAUCUGUGGAUCUGCAGACAGUUGCGUUUUGCUGAUUCAAAGGCCCAAUGUGUGCUAGAUUUGUUAAGAUAUAAUCAUGCGGAGCACCCCUACACAUAUCUGUGUACGUGAUGCAGGGAGAGUUAGAUGAAAACUGAAAAAAACAUAAAAGACAGCGUGAAGAAGACUGUGGCAUAGUUGUGGGAGGUAGGCGCAGCAUUAAAAUCCCCCUGCUGUUUUGAAAUGACAGAUGGUUAACUUAUCUAGUACCAAGUGGAAAGUUGUUGGGGUUUGGUGUCCGAUUUCUUUUAAAUGUCAGUCUGGCAUCUGCAGGAAAACUGCAACAGCAACAUAAACAACAAAAUGUCAUCAAAUAAUGUGAACAAAAAAGUCUUUCCUUCCACCAUGACAUGUUGAUAGUUUAACUGAAACCAAAUCAGCUGCAAUUGCAUCACUUGUAAUUAUAAGCCAAAUAAAUUAUUAUUAUUUUACCUUGCAAAUAAAGUUAUAUAUCAAUUAUCAUCAUCAAGCUGCAGGACAUUUGAAGACAAGAAUGUGCCUGCACUUGUAAACUAAGCUCAUGCGGAAUCAGUGCAAUUAAUCCAAUAACCAAUACCUUCGCUAUCCAUCUCGUUAGCAGAAUAUGUCCAGUUAUAGUUUAAGGUAGGGGUCUUCAACGUUUUUAAAACCAAGGACCUCUUAAGUGAAAGAGAGAAGUAUCAGGGACAACCUAUUACAGUACAUAUAUUGCAUUAAGUUGCAUAUUAAACUGGGCCUACAAUAACGUUUUGGCAGCCUAAAGCCUUUAUACUUACCUUUUUAGUGCAUAGUAUGCUAAGCUAUUGAAAUAGUUUUUGGUAUGAUUUUAUAAAUCGUGUUUUUAUGCUGCACAAUAGGAUGCAAGCCUAUCAUCAAUGUGUGUGGUUUUUUUUUUUACAAAUAGGCUGAUUUACAUUUGUUAAUAAUUUGUUGGAUUCAUGUUAAGAAAUGUUAAUUUUUGAAAAAAACAUUCAAAAGUUGCAAUGAUACGAGUUAGACAGUGUGUGGGGGUUUCUUUGCAACUUUUGACUUACUUAUCACCCUCCGACACACCUGUCUCACAUUAUAAAUGUACAAAGUAUGUUUCUAUAAUGAAAAACUGUUUUUAACAAUAUUUUGUGGCCCCCCUGCAGUAACUCUGAUGACCCCUAGGGGCCCCAGACCCCCUGUUAAAGAUCUCUGGUUUAAGGUAUUGAAUUUUUCUUAUUAGGAAAUGACAUCUAUCUUUUUAUAAAGAUGAUUUUUUUGGUGCGGUCUUUCCACACCUUAAUUCGUGAAUGAGGAUUAGGUAGGUUGGUUUUUUUGUACUGUAAUUCAUGUAGUGAACUUUUUGUAUUACUGAAGACUUUUCAUAUCAUCUCUAUUGUAAAUUAUAUCUAUUUUGUUACAAGAAAAGGCAACUUUACCUUUCUUUUCAUAAAAGAAAUAAAAUGUUUUCUUAAA
Molecule: messenger RNA, 3507 nt
Organism: Etheostoma spectabile (orangethroat darter)
Lineage: Eukaryota; Metazoa; Chordata; Actinopteri; Perciformes; Percidae
Gene: s1pr5b
Product: sphingosine-1-phosphate receptor 5b
Exons: 2
Coding region: 350-1579 (409 amino acids)
Biological process (GO): G protein-coupled receptor signaling pathway
Cellular component (GO): membrane
Molecular function (GO): sphingosine-1-phosphate receptor activity
Source: RefSeq, a predicted model, not a curated record